CGACUGGAUAACGACACUUUUUACAGUUAAGAAAUCGCUUUGUUCACAUACUAAGAAGAUGAUGCUAAAGGUUAUAUCAUUGAUUUUGGCAUUACAGCUAUUGAAUACUUAUUGUGCAGCCUAUUCCUUAGAUGCUUAUGGAAAACCAUCGUUUUGCAAGCAACAUGACUGUCCAUCUUUCACGCGUUUAUUUGAAGUUAGGCAGUACGAAGCAUCAAAUUGGGUAGAAACAGAAGAAAUCAACAUGCCUUACGAGACAGCCAAACGAGUUAUGUUUUGGAAACUUUUUGGAUACAUCAGUGGAAACAAUGCGGAUGGCCAAAAGAUAAAUAUGACUGCUCCAGUUUUAAGCAAACACAAUAAGAACACCAAUAGUUACACAAUGAUGUUUUACUUACCUAAUUCUAUUUCUAAUCCACCUCAACCUAUUGACCCAUCAGUUAAACUUAGCUCAUUUCCAGCCUCUCUUGCAUACGUCAGAUCAUUUUCUGGCUAUGCAAGGUCGAAGGACGAUUGGGUGGCACAAGAAACUAUAUUGGCACAAGCUCUCCUUUCAAACGGUGUUGCCUACGAUAAAUCUUCAUUCUACACAGCUGGUUAUGACGGUCCUGGUGUACAAGAUAGACAUAAUGAAGUUUGGUUAUUACCACCACCCUAUUAUAUGAAUGGUUUGCCUGAUGCAUUGAAUGUAUGAAUUGUAGUGCAAGAUGCAUUUAAUGUAUGAAUUGUAGUGCAAUGUAGUGCAAGAUACAUUGAAUGUGUUAAUAGUAGUGCAAGGUACAUUGAUUGUGUUAAUUGUAGUGCAAGAUACAUUGAAUGUGUUUAUUGUAGUGAAAGAUACAUUGAAUGUGUCAAUUGUAUGACAUCAAAUACGCAUAUUUGUAUUGUUCACAGUUGAUGUCAUAUUACUUUUGUAUUUUUAAUCUGUUUUGUAACCAAUGACAUAAAAAUAACUCUG
This is a messenger RNA of Lottia gigantea (owl limpet), 958 nucleotides long. RefSeq lists its product as hypothetical. The transcript has 4 exons. The record is from RefSeq and is a predicted model, not a curated record. Bases 59 to 694 code for a protein of 211 amino acids. Lineage: Eukaryota; Metazoa; Mollusca; Gastropoda; Lottiidae.